GAAGUCUAAAACCUAGCGCAAAGUAAAAUAGUCUCCCAAAAUUUUCAAUCCCUCUCCCUACGGACAGAGAUGGCGAAGGAUCAGGACAAAUUUCCACCUCACCCUUCUUCCUCUUCCUCUGGCCCUUCUUCCUCUUCCGCUUCUUCCUCUUCCCUGUUCGAACCCAAAUGGGAUAAACCUGAUGAUGGGUAUGGAUGUUAUGUAUUUCAAAUACCUGUUCAAUUUUACACAGUGCAAGGUAAUGUUCGCAAGCUGACUAUUCCGUGGUGCAGUGCAAAAUUUAAGCCCGAUAAAAAAAGCCACAAAUUUUAUUACAUGUGCCGCUACCUUUUAUGAUUCAUUUGAGGAAGCAGAAUCAGUUUAUCCUAUUAUUUUAGAGGUUCUCCAAAAGAGUUUUAAUAUUGCUGUUCCUUUAGGAUACACCAAAUUCAAGGGAUUUGGUGUCAUAUUUGUGGAACAGUUAUACGAGUUGGACCCUAACAAGCCCAUUAGGCUUCCAUUGUGGAAGAAGCAUCAGGAUAUACAUAUAUCCUUUAAUGAUUACUAUACCGAAAAAUUGAAGCAGUUAUUUUCGGCCAUCAAGGCCAUACAUGAUUGUGGAAAUUAUCACGGAAAUGUACAGAGAGGGAUUGCAUACCGAGCGGAUGGGACUCCAGUUCUCUUUCAUCUCAAAUUUGAUGGUAUUAUCCAUGUGACAGAACAUAUACGAAAGGAUUUAAAUUCCUUUUGGUUAGUUAUCACAUCAAUUAUUGACGAUCAUCCUGACAAACCUCACAAGUUGCCUCCUCUCGUCUCACGAUUUGGCGAGAUGUUGGCCAACUACAUGCCAUUAUUAGAAUUUUCAGAUGAAAAAACACUGAUUGAGUAUUAUGAAUGGUUGUAUGAUUAUCCCCUCUUCUGGAGCAAUAAAACAAAAGCCAUAUUCUGGACACACUUGCAUUUGCACUUAGAUUGUAUGAUGCUUAUAGAAUUAAUUCUAAUAUCUUCAACAUGGAUCAUUACAUGGAUCAGUAUAUUCCAGAAGGUUGGAGAAAGAAAAUCGAUCAUGCCCACCACCCAAAAUUCAAGGAGUGCUAUUAUUAUUCUCCAGCUACCAUAGCUGAUUCGUAUGAAACCGAAUGUGGAAUUGUCUUUUUUGGGAGAAACUUUUUGGCUCACUAUCAAUUUGCUGAGGGAAGCAUGAGGGAGCUAGAGGCAGAAUUCCCAAACAUUAUAGCCGACUCAUAUUAUGAGUUGGCUACGGGAACCAAUGCACUAAAUAUUUUGUUAACACCUUUCAAAAGCCAACUCAUAAAUUUGGAAUGCGCUCAAGUCAAGAAGAAUGAUAAUACAGCUCAGAAAAUCAAAGCCAAGAAGGAUAGUGAGUACAUAAGUGUCAUGCAUUAUAUUAAGAAGGAAAUGGGAUUUUAUUGUUCCUCUGCCAAAGAAGAAGAAAAGCUUAGGGAGCUUAGUUGGAACGUUUAAUUUGAGGUAUAUACUGAACUAUUUUGUAACAAUUCUGGCACACAAUUUGAUUAUGUUUCCACUUUGCUUUGUUCCUCGGUCGAAGGUCUAAAAGGUAAUUCAAACACAUCUUAUACAUUAUCUUAUACAUUCUUCUUCGUCUUCUUCUGCUAUACCUAUAUACAUGGUGUAUCACUAACAUUUUCACUACUGUGCUUAUACAUUUUUGUAUAUACAUUUUUGUGCACUUUUAUACAACUAUAUAUAUAAUAUACCUUUUUGUAUAAAAGUGUAUAAUAUUGUAUAAAAGUGUAUAAGCAUCUCUGACGAAUUUUUUGUACGAUUUUCAUUUGCAAUUCCUGAUUAAGACUAUUCCAAAUCUCCACUAAAUGACUUCAAACUUUGUACACAAUCUACUUAGACUAAUUUUAAUAAGUUCAAACAAUACCCACUCUAAAUUUCUCAUAAAAUCAUAUUAAAAAACUAAUAAGAUUAGCAUUAAAGAAGAUGAGAUUUUAGAUUUCUCGCGUCUGUUUGUGAAUUUUCAUAGUUGUGAUAGGUAUGUAGAAACUUGAGGAAAAAGGAGAAUGAAAAUAUUUCACGCUUGAAGAUAUAGAGAAUAAAAAAACUGGAAAAAAAAAAAAAUUCAGAUCUAAGCUUAUUGAUAUUUGGCUACACAUUUGUAAACUUGUAAGUGGGCUAAAAUAAUGCAAGGUCAACUUAUGAAGUUAAAAUAUCAUGGUAUAGCCAGUUUUCACACUGGUCAAUGAAAAAUAGCCAGCGUUUACCAAGUCAA
Molecule: messenger RNA, 2239 nt
Organism: Nicotiana attenuata
Lineage: Eukaryota; Viridiplantae; Streptophyta; Magnoliopsida; Solanales; Solanaceae
Exons: 5
Coding region: 991-1464 (157 amino acids)
Source: RefSeq, a predicted model, not a curated record